GGAGAAAAGCCCGACCCGUCUCCACCCAAGAGCCGCUUCUCCUUCUCCACCACGGAGUACUCCUUCCUGCUGCAGCCGGACUUCCUGGGUCUGGCCGUGUCCUUCCUGUUCCUGGCCGGCGGCUGCAGCCUGCCCUUCGUGUAUCUGGUGCCGUACGCUCUGAGCGCCGGCGUCAGCCACCAGCACGCCGCCCUCCUCAUGUCCGUUCUGGGAGUCCUUGACAUCGUGGGGAACAUCUCGUUUGGCUGGCUGACCGACCGGAGGUGUCUGAAGCCGCACCGCCUGUCCUGCUACAUCCUGUCGGUGGCGCUGGAGGGUCUGUGCUGCCUCUUCGCGCCUUUCCUCCGAUCCUUUAGGCUCCUCCUCCCCUUCGCCGUCCUCUACGGUUACUUUGACGGCGCCUACGUGGCUCUGAUUCCCGUGGUGACCUCUGACGUGGUGGGGGCCAAACACCUGUCUUUGGCGCUGGGCGUGGUCUACUUCCUGCACGCCAUCCCUUACCUGAUCAGCCCGCCGAUAGGAGGCUUGUUGGUCGACAUCACAGAGAGUUACAGCGGAACUUUCCUGCUCAGUGGCGCCGCCCUGCUGGCGAGCGCGUUCAUCCUGUCUGCGGUCGUCGGGAUUCGGCGCUGCCGCCGCCAGAUGACCAUCGAACACGCCCCGGUCCCGCUCAGUCUGUCCGAGCGAUCGGGGAGUCUGAACCAUUUGGAGCCACAGAUGGGCGGGUCCUGAGUCAAGGAAGACAGAGACUGACUUUGAACGGGUCUGUGGUGGAGCGGUCGGCACCACGUCAGCUCUGGGAUGAGCUCAUCUGAGGAGCAGAAACACAUUCAGCUUCUGACACGGUUUUCUUUUUUUAUGGCUGGAGCCGUGAACGACGGUUCUGGUUCGGUUCCGAACCCUCUGAGAGCGGACGGUUCCGGCUGACCUUAAAGUCUGGACUGAUAAACUCAGAGGAAACCAGACAAACAGAACCAACUGAAACUGUUUUCAGUCCAGUUUGUCAUUUAGAGUAUCUUGGACCAGAACCUGACCCAGAAUCUGAAGCAAACCCACAAAUGUUGCAGUUCUUCAAGUGUCCACCAGAGGGCAGAACUAGGUCGGGAUUCAGUCCGAUUUACACCAGAAAUAAACUUCUGUACCGUC
Messenger RNA from Oryzias melastigma (Indian medaka), 1146 nucleotides. Its product is annotated as monocarboxylate transporter 12-B-like. NCBI's taxonomy places the organism in Eukaryota, Metazoa, Chordata, Actinopteri, Beloniformes, Adrianichthyidae. Gene Ontology annotation, molecular function: monocarboxylic acid transmembrane transporter activity. Gene Ontology annotation, biological process: monocarboxylic acid transport; transmembrane transport. The record is from RefSeq and is a predicted model, not a curated record.